AUGUUCCCGACCGGAAAACCUAACACCGUCACGGUCCUGCGCUAUCCACCGCGCAUGCUCGGGGUUGGGAAUUGUCACCUCAGCCCCUUCCCUGUCCUUCGUCUUCAGGGUCUUCUCUGGUUCCACCGCCGAUCCAUCGAGGAAACCGUACAGCUGGGCUCCGCGGAUCUCAGGAAGAACUUGGAGAAGACGUCAAUUCCCGGCGACGCCUACUACUGGGUGACUGAUCCAAUCCGUGGCCACGAGUUGUUACUCGAGGCCAUCUUCGAUGUGCCUGUCUCGUUCGGCCCCAUUGGGGCCGUUCUCGUGGAGAACGAGGUUGACGAGAAGAUGUUUCUCAUCAACAUCGUCGUCGCCCCCGACAACAACGAGUCUGCAUCUGUCACCUUCGAGGGCAAUUCUUGGAUCAAGCCUAAGUCCGGCGACACCGUUAAGCAUGUGUUCUUUCCUCUCAAGUCCUACCUACCGUCGGAGACGCCCCCGGGCGUGCAGAGUCUGCGCGAGAGCGAGCUUAAGGCCACCCGCGGAGACGGUACCGGCGAGCGCAACAAAUGGGACCGCAUCUACGACUAUGAAGUGUACAACGACCUCGGCAAGCCCGACAUUGACGACAAACUGACGCGGACGGUGCUCGGCGGCGACGAGCACCCAUAUCCACGACGCUGCCGCACGGGCCGCCCCUGCAGCGACAAGGAUUCGUCAUCGGAGAAGGCAGGAAAUUACGUGUACGUGCCCAUGGACGAGGUGUUCUCGCCCUCGGAUGACUUGGAAUUCAAGAGGUUGAUGUCAUCAACGCCGGGACUAUGGACGAUGUUUGAUACGCCAGAGAGGAAGAGCCUGAGCUUCCCAUCCUUCACGGCGAUCGACUCGCUGUUCGUGGAGCAGCCGCCUAGCACGCUCUCCGCCAUGCUCGAGGAAAUGGCAAGGAAGUUGCACAAUGCAUCGAGACCGGCGUCUGAUAGGAUGGAGGAAGCGCUUCAGGCGCUCAAGGGCUUGAAAUUCGAAAUGCCCAAACUUAUCGCCAGUGACAGAUUUGCAUGGUUCAGAGACGAGGAGUUCGCGAGACAAACCCUGUCAGGACUGAACCCACUGAGCAUACAGCUUGUCACGGAAUUCCCCUUUGUGAGCAAGCUGGAUGAGAAAGAGUACGGCCCACGGGAGUCUGGCCUCACCAAAGAGCUCAUUGAGGAGCAGAUAGGUCAGGCCAUGACGGUGGAAGAGGCCGUCGAGAAGAAGAAGCUGUUCAUGCUGGACUACCACGACAUGCUCCUCCCUUUUGUGAACGAUGUGCGCGAGCUAGACGGCACGACGCUCUACGGCUCGCGCACCCUCUUCUUCCUCACAGAGCAAGGCACCCUUAGGCCGAUCGCGAUCGAGCUGACGAGGCCCAAGGGCAAGCCCCCAAUCCUUGCUGAGCCGUGGAGCCAGGUGUUCACGCCGCAGCAGUGGGACGGCACGGGUUCCUGGCUCUGGAAGCUGGCCAAGGCCCAUGUCCUGGCUCAUGACUCCGGGUACCAUCAGCUUGUCAGCCACUGGCUGAGGACACACUGCUGCGUGGAGCCCUACAUCAUCGCGGCCAACCGUCAGCUGAGCAGAAUGCACCCAAUCUUCCGGCUUCUGCACCCUCACUUCCGGUAUACCAUGCAGAUCAACGCCAUAUCACGGGAGACGCUCAUUAACGCGGACGGCAUCAUCGAGAGAGCCUUCUCGCCGGGGAGGUACAGCAUGAUGCUCAGCUCCGCGGCUUACAAGGAGCACUGGCGGUUCGACAUGGAGGCACUGCCAGCCGACCUUAUACGAAGGGGUAUGGCGGUCGAGGAGGAAGACGGCAAGCUGACGCUGACCAUAAAAGACUACCCCUAUGCCAACGAUGGGCUACUCGUUUGGAAAUCCAUUAAGGAAUGGACCUCCGACUACGUGAAGCACUACUACUCGUCGGCGGCGGACGUCACCGGCGACAAGGAGCUCAAUGGCUGGUGGGACGAGGUUCGCACUCAAGGCCACGCCGACAAGCAGGACGAGCCUUGGUGGCCAAAGCUGGACUCCCGCGAGAGCCUCAUCCAGGUCCUGACUAGCAUCAUGUGGGUCACGUCGGGGCACCACGCCGCCGUCAACUUCGCCCAGUAUCCCUUGGCCGGCUAUUUCCCGAACCGGCCGACCAUCGCACGGAAGAAGAUGCCCGUGGAAAAGGGCCCCGACCGCGCCGAGCACAUGGCGGAUUUCAGGGCCAAGCCGGAGAAGGAGCUGCUGGAGGUGUUCCCGUCUCAGUUCCAGGCCGUCCUCGUCAUGACGGUGCUCCAUGUCCUGUCCUCGCACUGGCCGGACGAGCAGCACAUGGGCCGUCACGUGGAGCCGGCGUGGGAGGCUGAUCCCAUAAUCAAGUCGGCGUUCGAGAAGCUGCAAGACAAGAUGCUGGAAAACGAAGAGAUUAUCGACGAGCGGAACGAGGCUGAGGAUCUCAAGAACCGCUGCGGCGCCGGCGUCAUGCCGUACGAGCUAUUCAAGCGCUCAUCCGGGGCCGGAGACACCGGGAAGGGCCUCCCGUACAGCAUCUCCAUCUGA
Messenger RNA from Lolium rigidum, 2562 nucleotides. Its product is annotated as lipoxygenase 2.1, chloroplastic-like. The record is from RefSeq and is a predicted model, not a curated record. The transcript is spliced from 9 exons. NCBI's taxonomy places the organism in Eukaryota, Viridiplantae, Streptophyta, Magnoliopsida, Poales, Poaceae. The coding region runs from base 1 to 2562 and encodes 853 amino acids. Gene Ontology annotation, biological process: lipid oxidation. Gene Ontology annotation, molecular function: oxidoreductase activity, acting on single donors with incorporation of molecular oxygen, incorporation of two atoms of oxygen; metal ion binding; protein binding.